Galeopterus variegatus (Sunda flying lemur) is the source of this 9282-nucleotide messenger RNA. RefSeq names its product E1A binding protein p400 (gene EP400). Lineage: Eukaryota; Metazoa; Chordata; Mammalia; Dermoptera; Cynocephalidae. The coding region runs from base 1 to 9108 and encodes 3035 amino acids. Gene Ontology annotation, molecular function: ATP-dependent chromatin remodeler activity; ATP binding. The transcript has 52 exons. The record is from RefSeq and is a predicted model, not a curated record.
AUGCACCAUGGCAGCAGCUCUCAGAACGUCCAGCAUCAGCUGCAGAGGCCCAGGUCCUUCGCCGGCAGCGAAGGAGAGGAACAGCAGGCCCACCCAGCCCUGCCCCAGUCCCCCGCCACACCCUUCGCUCCCUCGGCGAGCCCAUCCGCACCCCAGUCCCCCGGUUACCAGAUACAGCAGCUGAUGAGCCGGAGUCCUGUGGCUGGGCAGAAUGUGAACAUCACCCUGCAGAACGUUGGCUCUGUCGUGGGAGGAAACCAGCAGAUCACGCUGGCCCCUCUGCCACUCCCCAGCCCCACCUCUCCAGGUUUCCAGUUCAGUGCUCAGCCGAGGCGGUUUGAGCAUGGGUCUCCAUCGUACAUCCAGGUUACUUCGCCCCUGUCCCAACAAGUCCAGACUCAAAGCCCCACGCAGCCCAGCCCUGGGCCAGGGCAGGCCCUGCAGAGUGUGCGUGCUGGCACCCCCGGGCCCGGGCUGGGCAUCUGUAGUGGCAGCCCCACCGGAGGGUUCGUGGAUGCCAGUGUGCUCGUCAGACAGAUCAGCUUGUUUCAGGAGAGCUCAGGACUCACCCAGAUUGCUCAGGGAGCCCAGGUUCAGCUCCAGCAUGCGGGGACUCCCAUCACAGUCCGAGAACGCAGACUAUCACAACCUCACACGCAACCUGGAGGCACCAUCCACCAUCUGGGACCCCAGAGCCCUGCAGCCACAGGCGGGGCCAGCCUGCAGCCUCUGGCCAGCCCGAGCCACAUCGCCACAGCGAGUUUGCCCCCCCAGAUCAGCAGCAUCAUCCAGGGCCAGCUGAUCCAGCAGCAGCAGGUGCUGCAGGGGCCGCCACUGACAAGGCCCCUGGGGUUCGAGAGGACUUCGGGUGUGUUACUCCCUGGGGUUGGGGGUUCUUCGGCGUUUGGGAUGACGUCCCCACCCCCACCCACCAGCCCUUCCAGGACGCCCAUGCCCCUAGGCCUUUCCAGCCUUCCCCUCCCAUCUUCGGGGUGUGCAGGAGUGAAGAAGGCUCCCAGGAAGUUGGAGACGAUCCCCCCAGCUUCCCAGGAGACGGCGCAGAUGAGAAAGCAGUGCUUGGACUAUCACUACAAGGAGAUGGAGGCACUGAGGGAGGUCUUCAAGGAGUACCUGAUCGAGCUGUUCUUCUUGCAGCACCUUCAGGGGAAUAUGAUGGACUUCUUAGCUUUCAAGAAGAAACAUUAUGCCCCAUUGCAAGCAUAUCUUAGGCAGAAUGAUUUGGAUCUUGAGGAAGAAGAGGAGGAGGAGGAGGAAGAGGAGGAAGAAAAAUCUGAGGUUAUCAAUGAUGAGCAGCAAGCCCUUGCAGGAAGCCUGGUGGCAGGGGCAGGAAGUACGAUUGAGGCAGACCCAUUUAAGAGGCAGCAGGCAGUACCAACUACAGAGCAGUCUAAGAGACCUCGACUUGAAGUGGGUCAUCAAGGGGUAGUUUUCCAGCCUCCAGGGGUGAAUACAGGAGUUCCUCUUCAGCAGUUAAUGCCGACGGCACAAGGAGGAAUGCCCCCCACCCCUCAGGCUGCGCAGCUCCCUGGACAGAAGCAGACUCAGCAGCAGUACGACCCCUCCAUGGGGCCCCCCGUGCAGAAUGCCGCCAGCCUGCACACCCCACCGCCGCAGCUGCCUGGGAGGCUGCCCCCGGCCAGUGUCCCUGCUGCAGCCCUCCCCUCCACGCUGCAGUUUGCUCAGCAGCCGCAGGUGGUAGAAGCUCAGACACAGCUCCAGAUCCCAGGGAAGACUCAGCAGCCAAACAUCCCCACCCCUGCCCCCCAACCGAGCCAGCUCCCCGUUCCUCCUCCACAGCCUGCACAGUCAGCCCUCCACACCCCGAUGCCCGGAAAGGCACAGGUGCAGGCCUCUCAGCUUUCCUCCCAGCCGCAGGCGGUGUCAUCUGCAAGGCCAUCCGUGGACACUUCCCAAUCCUGUCCGCGGUCUCUGCCCACUUCCUCUUCUACCUCGUCCCUUGCACCUGUGAGUGGCUCAGGCCCGGGACCCUUGCCUGCACGGUCCUCACCAGUAAGCAGACCCUCCUCAGCAGCCCACAAGGCACUGUCUCCGGUCACUUCCCGGUCUCCAGGGGUGGUGGUAUCGGCUCCCCUCAAGCCACAGAGCCCCGCUCAGAAUGCCGCUGCAUCCCAAGACAGUUCUCAGGAUAAGCUGGCGGAACAGAUAACACUGGAAAACCAGAUCCAUCAGCGAAUAGCAGAUUUAAGGAAAGAAGGUCUGUGGUCCCUAAGGCGGCUGCCGAAGCUGCAGGAGGCACCGCGCCCCAAAUCUCACUGGGACUAUCUGCUGGAGGAGAUGCAGUGGAUGGCCACAGACUUCGCCCAGGAGAGGAGGUGGAAGUUGGCUGCUGCCAAGAAGCUCGUCAGAACUGUGGCACGCCACCAUGAAGAAAAGAAGCUCCGUGAAGAACGAGGAAGAAGGGAGGAACAGAACAGAUUGAGACGUAUAGCUGCCUCCACAGCCCGAGAAAUAGAGUAUUUUUGGUCAAAUAUUGAACAGGUUGUGGAAAUAAAACUACAAGUAGAAUUGGAAGAAAAAAGAAAAAAGGCCUUAAAUUUACAGAAGGUGUCCAGGAAAGGAAAAGAGUGGAGACCUAAGGGAUUUGAUGUGUUGCCAGAAAACCUUCUGGAUUUAGGAAUACCUGGAAGAAAGAGAAAAGCUAGCACAUCUUUAACUGAUGACGAAGUGGAAGAUGAAGAGGAGACCAUUGAAGAGGAAGAAGCUCAUGAGGGGGCUGUGGACCACCAGAUGGAGCUUUCUAACUUAGCCAAAGAAGCUGAACUGCCCUUAAUUGACUUGAUGAAGUUGUAUGAAGGUGCCUUUCUGCCAGGUUUCCAGUGGCCCCAACCUAACCCUGAUAGUGAAGAGACAAGUGAAGAAGAAGAUGCAGAAGACAGUCCAAGUGACAGGGAGAGUCGGAAGGACUUGGUUCUCAUAGACUCGCUAUUUAUUAUGGAUCAGUUUAAAGCUGCUGAGAGAAUGAAUAUUGGGAAACCGAACACUAAGGACAUCGCAGAGGUGACUGCCGUGGCUGAAGCCAUUCUACCCAAGGGCAGUGCUCGGGUCACGACCACGGUGAAGUUUAAUGCUCCGUCUCUAUUGUAUGGGGCUCUGAGAGAGUAUCAGAAGAUUGGCCUGGACUGGCUGGCCAAACUCUACCGGAAGAAUCUCAAUGGCAUAUUGGCAGAUGAAGCUGGGCUCGGUAAAACAGUGCAGAUCAUUGCCUUUUUUGCCCACCUGGCUUGUAAUGAAGGUAAUUGGGGCCCCCAUCUUGUUGUCGUGAGAAGUUGUAACAUACUCAAGUGGGAACUUGAAUUGAAACGUUGGUGUCCUGGGCUCAAAACCCUCUCGUAUGUUGGCAGCCACAGAGAACUCAAAGCAAAGAGACAGGAAUGGGCUGAGCCCAACAGCUGCCACAUCUGCGUCACGUCCUACAAGCAGUUCUUCCGGGGCUAUGCCUCCUUCUCUCGGGUGCGCUGGAAAUGCCUGGUCAUUGAUGAGAUGCAGCGUGUAAAGGGCCUGACCGAGCGGCACUGGGAGGCAGUUUUCACCCUGCAGAGCCAGCAGCGUCUGCUUCUGAUUGAUGCGCCACUGCACAACACCUUCCUGGAGCUCUGGACCAUGGUACAUUUUCUCAUUCCGGGGAUUUCCAGGCCCUACCUGAGCUUCCCGCUGAAAGCCCCCAGUGAUGAAAACCAGGACUACUAUCAUAAAGUGGUCAUAAGAUUGCAUAGGGUGACACAGCCAUUUAUUUUGAGGAGAACUAAACGAGAUGUGGAAAAGCAGCUGACAAAGAAAUAUGAGCAUGUUUUGAAGUGUCGCCUUUCUAAUCGACAGAAAGCUUUAUAUGAGGAUGUUAUUCUGCAACCUGGAACUCAGGAAGCUCUGAAGAGUGGGCACUUCAUCAACGUCCUGAGCAUCCUGAUGCGGCUGCAGCGUAUCUGCAACCACCCUGGGCUGGUAGAGCCGCGGAUCCCGGAUUCCUCUUAUGUGGCAGGGUCUCUUGUGUAUAGGUCUGCGUCUCUGAUUCUAAAAGCACUGGAGAGAGAUUUUUGGAAGGAAACCGAUCUUUCUAUAUUUGAUCUCAUUGGGUUAGAAAAUAAAAUCACUCGCCAUGAGGCAGAAUUGCUGUCUAAGAAGAAGGUAACGAGGAAACUCAUGGAGGAGCUGCUUACCUUGCCACCCCCACCAGCCCGGCCGGUGGCCGUGAAGCUGAAGGCCAGCAGGUUGUUCCAGCCUGUGCAAUAUGGCCAGAAGCCUGAGGGUCGCACCGUGGUCUUCCCCAGCACACACCCGUCCCGGACAGCGGCCUCCACCACAGCCACUGCUGCUCCACAGGGCCAGGUGCGAGGACGGCCACCAAUUGCCACAUUCUCUGCAAACCCAGAUGCAAAAGGUGGAGAGGUAGUAAAAAUUGCUCAGUUGGCGUCCAUUGCGGGACCACAGAGUCGAGUUGCUCAGCCCGAGGCACCUGUGACACUGCAGUUCCAGGGGAACAAGUUCACCUUGUCACACAGCCAGCUCCGGCAGCUCACGGCGGGCCAGCCCCUGCAGCUGCAAGGCAGCGUUCUCCAGAUCGUGUCUGCCCCUGGGCAGCCCUACCUGCGAACCCCCGGCCCCAUGGUGAUGCAGACUGUGUCUCAGGCGGGAGCUGUGCAUGGCGCCCUGGGAAGCAAGCCCCCAACUGGUGGCCCCAGCCCCGCACCCUUGACCCCACAAGUAGGUGUUCCUGGUCGGGUAGUGGUCAAUGCCAUGGCUACAGGAGAACCUGGAGUGGGCUGCAAACCGGCCUCUCCCACUUCAGGACCAACCCAGGAGGAAAAGACCAGACUUUUGAAAGAGCGGCUGGAUCAGAUUUAUUUCGUCAAUGAACGGCGCUGUUCCCAAGCUCCAGUCUAUGGCAGAGAUUUGUUAGGGAUUUGUUCCCUGCCCGGCAGAGAAAGGACCCCAUGCUUCAGGUCUUUUGGCAGCAGCCUCAGGCAGGGGACUGGCUCAGUGAGCUGUUACACUUCACCCUCAGAAAGCAAGAGUGAUCUGAUUCUGACUGUGAGUCAGCGUCAUGCAUCUCUCCAGGACAUUAUGGACAGGGUGGCCUGUGUGAUUCCUUCUGUGGUGGCAGCACCUCCGUUGCUGUGGGUGGCAAGGCCACCCUCCCUGUACAGUCAGAGGAUGAGGGUGUUCAGGCAGUGCCUGAGGGAGCACACUGCUCCCUACUGCCAGCAGCUGCGGCAGCUGACUGCUCUGCGUUCUCUACAGUUUCCGGAGCUCAGGCUGGUGCAGUUCGAUUCAGGAAAGUUAGAAGCUUUAGCUAUCUUACUGCAGAAGCUGAAAUCUGAAGGACGUCGGGUGCUGAUCUUAUCACAGAUGGUUCUUAUGUUAGACAUUUUAGAAAUGUUCUUGAACUUCCAUUAUCUCACCUAUGUAAGGAUUGAUGAAAAUGCCAACAGUGAACAGCGGCAGGAGCUGAUGAGGAGUUUCAACAGAGACAGGCGGAUUUUUUGUGCCAUUCUCUCUACUCACAGCCGUGCCACAGGUAUCAGUCUCGUGGAGGCAGACACUGUCGUGUUCUAUGACAAUGAUCUGAAUCCGGUGAUGGAUGCCAAGGCCCAGGAGUGGUGUGACCGAAUCGGGAGAUGCAAGGACAUCCAUGUGUACAGGUUGGUGAGUGGCAAUUCUAUCGAAGAGAAAUUGUUGAAAAAUGGAACUAAAGAUUUGAUCCGAGAAGUAGCUGCUCAGGGAAAUGACUACUCCAUGGCGUUCUUAACUCAGCGAACUAUCCAGGAGCUGUUUGAGGUUUAUUCUCCCAUGGAUGAUGCUGGUUUCCCAGUAAAAGCUGAGGAGUUCGUAGUUCUUUCUCAGGAACCUUCUGUCAUGGAAACCAUUGCACCCAAAAUUGCAAGACCUUUCAUAGAGGCUCUCAAGAGUAUCGAAUAUCUGGAGGACGAUGCGCAGAAAUCCACAGAAGAAGCGGUGCCCAGCUCAAACACUGGUGUUUUGUCAUCAGACUUAGACAAUUCAAGGUGUAAUGAAGAACCGUCACAGUUGGAAGAGCUAGCUGACUUUAUGGAACAGCUUACACCAAUUGAAAAAUAUGCUUUGAAUUACCUGGAAUUAUUCCAUACUUCCAUUGAACAAGAAAAAGAGAGAAAUAGUGAGGAUGUAGUGAUGACUUCCUUGAGAGAGUGGGAAUCCCGGAACAUGAAGGCCCUGCAGGAACAGGAGGCCUGGCUGCGGCUAGAACAGGAUGAGGCAGAGCUUCUCACCUACACGAGAGAGGACGCUUACAGCAUGGAAUAUGUCUUCGAAGAUGCUGAUGGUCAGACCGAAGUUAUGCCGCUCUGGACCCCGCCCACGCCCCCGCAGGAUGACAAUGACAUCUACAUAGACUCAGUUAUGUGUCUCCUGUAUGAGCCUAUGCCCAUCCCUGAGGCGAAGUUGCCUCCUGUGUAUGUAAGGAAGGAGCGCCGGCGGCACAAAACAGAUCCCUCAGUUGCAGGGAGGAAGAAGAAGCAGCGUCAUGGGGAGGCGGUCAUCCCACCUCGGUCCCUGUUUGACCGGGCGACACCGGGCCUGCUGAAGAUGCGCCGUGAGGGCAAGGAGCAGAAAAAGAAUCUCCUGCUGAAGCAGCAGGCACAGUUUGCCAAGCCUCUGCCGACGUUUGCCAAGCCAGCAGCGGAGUCUGGGCAAGACCACCCUGAGUGGCUCAUCAGCGAGGACUGGGCCUUGCUGCAGGCCGUAAAGCAGUUACUCGAGCUGCCUUUGAACCUCACCAUUGUGUCACCUGCUCACACGCCAAAUUGGGAUCUCGUCAGUGAUGUCGUUAACUCCUGCAGCCGAAUCUACCGCUCUUCCAAACAAUGCCGGAAUCGCUAUGAGAACGUCAUCAUUCCAAGAGAGGAAGGGAAGCUGAUUUAUGAAGCUAAUCCAAAGAAAAAGGCAAAAAGUAUUUAUAAGAGUAAAAACAACCGUCCUCUCCGUACGAGCCAGAUCUAUGCCCAGGAUGAGAAUGCCACACACACCCAGUUGUACACAAACCACUUUGACUUGAUGAAAAUGACUGCCGGCAAAAGAAGCCCCCCGAUCAAACCUCUGCUUGGCAUGAAUCCUUUUCAGAAAAACCCCAAGCAUGCCUCUGUGUUGGCAGAAAGUGGAAUCAACUAUGACAAGCCCCUGCCUCCCAUCCAGGUUGCAUCUCUUCGUGCAGAGAGAAUCGCAAAGGAGAAGAAGGCUUUGGCUGAUCAACAGAAGGCCCAGCAGCCCUCCGUGUCACAGCCGCCUCCGCAGCAGCAGCAGCCACCACCCCCACCACCCCCGCAACAGCCACCGCCACUGCCACAGCCACAGCCACAGGCCCCAGGCAGCCAGCCGCCAGCGGGGCCACCAGCUGUCCCGCCCCAGUCCCAGCCUGCGCCCCCGCCACAGCCACAGCCUGUGCAGGCCCCACCAAAGGGACAACCCGCAAUAACGACCGUGGGCAGUGCUGCAGUGCUGGCGGGGACCAUUAAAACACCAGUUACUGGGACAAGCAUACCAACUGGCACCGUGGGUGGAAAUGUGAUUGUGAACACCAUUGCGGGUGUCCCAGCCGCUACUUUCCAGUCCAUUAACAAGCGUCUUGCUUCGCCAGUGGCUCCUGCAGCCUUGACUACGUCUGGAGGCUCUACUCCUGCCCAGGUGGUUCACACCCAGCCACGAGCAGCCGGCUCCCCAGCCACUGCGACCACUGACCUGGUGUCCAUGCCAACGACUCAGGGUGUUCGAGCGGUCACUUCUGUGACAGCCUCCGCCGUGGUCACCACCAACCUGACCCCAGUGCAGACCCCGGCACGGUCUUUGGUGACCCAGGUGUCACAAGCCACAGGGGUUCAGCUUCCUGGAAAAACCAUCACACCUGCCCAUUUCCAGCUUCUCAGGCAGCAGCAGCAGCAGCAACAGCAGCAACAGCAGCAGCAGCAGCAGCAGCAGCAAACCUCUCAGGUACAAGUUCCACAGAUCCAGGGCCAGGCCCAGUCCCCUGCGCAGAUCAAAGCUGUGGGAAAGUUGACACCGGAACACCUCAUCAAAAUGCAGAAGCAGAAACUGCAGCUGCCCCCUCAGCCUCCACCGCCGCAGGCCCAGCCAGGGCCCCCACAGCAGACCGCACAAGUGCAGGUGCAGCCCCCGCAGCCCCCGCAGCAGCAGAGUCCCCAGCUCACCACGGUCACAGCCCCACGGCCCGGAGCCCUGCUCACGGGCACCACCGUGGCCAACCUCCAGGUGGCCCGGCUCACCCGGGUUCCCACUUCUCAGCUGCAGGCGCAAGGGCAGAUGCAAACCCAGACACCCCAGCCGGCUCAGGUGGCCUUGGCGAAGCCUCCAGUGGUUUCCGUCCCGGCGGCAGUGGUCUCUUCGCCGGGGGUCACAACCCUGCCCAUGAACGUCGCAGGGAUCAGUGUGGCCAUUGGGCAGCCACAGAAAACAGCAGGACAGACUGUCGUGGCCCAGCCUGUGCAUGUGCAGCAGCUGCUGAAGCUCAAGCAGCAAGCUGUCCAGCAGCAGAAAGCCAUCCAGCCCCAGGUUGCCCAGGGCCAGGCAGCCGUCCAGCAGAAGAUAACUGCACAGCAGAUUGCUGCUCAAGGCCCACAGCAGAAGGUCACUUAUGCUGCCCAGCCAGCCCUGAAGACCCAGUUCCUUACCACACCCAUCUCCCAGGCCCAGAAACUGGCUGGGACCCAGCAGGUGCAGACCCAGAUCCAGGUUGCAAAACUCCCUCAAGUUGUUCAGCAGCAAACACCUGUGGCCAGUAUCCAGCAGGUCGCCUCUGCUUCUCAACAGGCUUCUCCACAGACUGUGACGCUCACGCAGGCUACAGCGGCAGGGCCGCAGGUGCAGAUGAUUCCCGCAGUGACUGCUACAGCCCAGGUGGUCCAGCAGAAACUCAUACAGCAGCAGGUGGUGACUGCGGCGCCGGCCCCACUUCAGACCCCAGGCACUUCACACCCACCGCAGGCACCAGCCAGCUCUGACAGCCCCAGCCAGCAGCCCAAGCUACAGAUGAGGGUCCCUGCUGUCAGGCUAAAGACACCCACCAAGCCUCCAUGCCAGUAGUCAGGAAAGCAGAGGCUGUCUCAUGGCGAAGGCACAGACUACCUUCCUCACAGAAAACACUUCAUUUAAUUUUGAACCUUGGGACAAUGUCAUGUAAGAUAUUCAGCACUCGGAAAAGCUGUUAAUUGAAACAAUGUAGUGUAAUCAUUUUAUUAAAAUGCAUUCUACACUGCA